Staurois parvus is the source of this 275-nucleotide messenger RNA. Lineage: Eukaryota; Metazoa; Chordata; Amphibia; Anura; Ranidae. The record is from the annotation of a GenBank genome assembly.
CUCCAGUUCCCCAAUGUUAUUUUUGUGAAUUGGUGCCCAAAAUUGAAUUGCAUAUUUCAGAUGAGCAGCCAGCAGAUCCGAGCAGGGGUGGACUGACAACUCAUGCGGCCCCCAGGCAAUAGGGGAUCAUGGGGCCCCCUGUGUCCUUGCCCAAACUAAAAAAAGCCUAUGAAAAAGGUACCAGGGGCAUCUCAUGGGGCCCCCUACUGACCCCGGGCCCUCGGGCAGUGCCCGAGUUUCCAAAUGGUCAGUCCGCCCCUGGAUCCGAGUAAUCA